GCUCUGAGCUUCAAUGCGCCCUAACCAUCAUUUCCCCUCAUCACUUGCCAUUCAACAUAUCUGCCCUAAAUAAAACACUACUUGAAUCCAGCCCGAUAUAGGUAAAUCAACAUGACGGUUUAUUGCGCACUAUGCAACAGGUCGUUUAAUGGACAGAGAGAGCUCGAUCAACAUGUCCGAGAUUCUUCCGCACACAAGAAGCUGAAAGUACAGCUGCCGCGUGUCAAGCAGCAGAAACAGGUGGCUUCUAAUCAAGUUCAAUCGGCAAAGGCACAAGCACUCAGCAUUCAUACCUCAACUAAACGUCAACGCGGACAGCCGCCAAUCACAACUGCAUCCAGUUUCAGCACUUCCAACAUAACAAGACCUGUCAUCGCGAACAACCCUCGAGUUGUGAAUUCAUCAUGGUCUGUGGUGGCGGAGUCAGAAUACACGACAGUGCUCAACGAGUUAUCUACACAUUGUCAUUCGCCCAUGGACCUCAAAGAAAAUGGUUAUAUUCUAGAUCCAUUCAACCCGCUUGAUUAUGUCAAUUCACGGAAAUGCACACGAUGCAAUAGCCAAGAAACAAAUGCAAUUGGCCGAGAGUGUAACUUCCAUCCAAGAAAACGAAAUAAAUGGAUUGAAAAGAAGCCAUAUAAAUGUUGCGGAACCAAGGGAAAAGGCUGUAGAACAUCACCAACACAUGAUUUCCAACUGUCUCUACGGGCGAUUAAGCACAAAGACUUCCGAAAAACACCAGCUGCUUCUGGAGAGCCGAAGUUUCGUGCGGUAACAGUGGACUGUGAGAUGGCAGGGACUUCUGGAGGAACGGGUGAAGUCGUCAUGCUUUGUGUUAUCGAUUAUAUUACUGGCGCGGUACUUCUCCAUCGAUUUGUGUGCCCGAGAGAGAAAAUAACCCAAAUGCGGUCUUCAAUUCACGGUAUAUCGAAAUCUACACUUGAUAAUGCGAAUUUGCAAGGACAGGCGUUAUCUGGCUGGGAGGGAGCUCGGUCAGAACUGUGGAAAUAUAUUGAUGAUCACACUAUCCUUGUUGGUCAUGCAUUACAGCACGACUUGGAUGCUCUACGGAUAAUUCAUCCCCGCAUUGUGGAUUCUGGGAUCUUGUCGAGAAAUGCGGUUGGAAUUCGUCGCAUUCAAUGGGGAUUGCAAACACUAUGCUCUGAGCUUCUUAAUAUAAAAAUCAGGAAUAAAAAGGGGGGGAUUCACGAUUGUUUCGAGGAUGUUUUAGCCACAAGGGAUGUUGUGUUAUCUUGCACUCGCGAUAAAAGAGCAUUUCAGACCUGGGCUGAAAGGAAGAGAAGCGAGGAGUUACACUUACAGAAAGAGAGAGAGAGAAUGCGGCAAGAGAAGGAAGAUGAACGAGCUCGGAAAGACCUAUUAAGGGUCGGCGGCGAAAGCAGCAAUCGUAUCUGUCUGAGCCCAAACGACGAGGACGAAGAAAUUCUGCGUUGGUCUGACAUUGCAGAGGAUUUGGGAUGGCCACACCCUGAUACCGGAUAUGACCCUUGGUCCGAUUAGGCCGAGUCAGGUCAAGGUACAGCUCCAGGCUGAAAAGAUAACUCUAUUCACUUUGUAGCACGGUCUUAGACAUUAGGCUGGUAAAAACUAAUUAUUACUUUAAUGAAUAUUUACCA
Molecule: messenger RNA, 1637 nt
Organism: Botrytis cinerea B05.10
Lineage: Eukaryota; Fungi; Ascomycota; Leotiomycetes; Helotiales; Sclerotiniaceae
Gene: Bcrex3
Product: Bcrex3
Exons: 3
Coding region: 112-1521 (469 amino acids)
Biological process (GO): ribosomal large subunit assembly; rRNA processing
Cellular component (GO): nucleus
Molecular function (GO): nucleic acid binding; exonuclease activity
Source: RefSeq, a predicted model, not a curated record